Penicillium angulare is the source of this 666-nucleotide messenger RNA. RefSeq lists its product as uncharacterized. Bases 1 to 666 code for a protein of 221 amino acids. The transcript has 3 exons. Gene Ontology annotation, molecular function: transmembrane transporter activity. Lineage: Eukaryota; Fungi; Ascomycota; Eurotiomycetes; Eurotiales; Aspergillaceae. The record is from RefSeq and is a predicted model, not a curated record. Gene Ontology annotation, biological process: transmembrane transport.
AUGCUGACACCACGCGUUAUGCGCCAAGGACUGCUUGGCAUUGACAACAGCAGUCCGAUUGGCUCGGGUGUGCGCAAUAUUCCUCUCAUUAUCAUAUUUAGCGUUACCACCCUUGUCACAGGCAGAGUCAUCACGAAGACGGGUAUUGCAGCUCCGUAUUUGACAGCUGGCUCUGUGGUCGUAACCAUUGCCGCAGGUCUACUGUAUACUCUCGACAUUGAGACUUCGACAGGCAAAUGGGUUGGGUAUCAGAUCUUGGCGGGCUUCGGAUACGGCGUCGCCCUCCAGGUCCCGAUCGUCAUUGCGCAGGCUUAUGCUGAGCCAAGCGAUAUAGCUCCUACGACCGCGAUUCAGAUAUGGUAUCGAUCUAUCGGCAGCACAUUUUUGCUCGCGGCCGUGCAAUCCAGCUUCGCCAACCAGCUCGCGCACAAGCUUGCCAACACCGCACCGAGCGUCAGUCUCACCCUCGUCACGGUUACCGGUGCUACUGAGCUGCGCCAGGCAUUUUCCGGAGCCGCGCUGGACGGUGUUAUUCGUGCGUACGCAUGGGGUAUCAAAGUUGCUUUCGCAAUUACUAUCACGACCUGCGGCGUCACUGUCUUUGUGAGCUUGUGCAACAAGUGGCAAAAUAUUAACGCGUUGAAACUCAAGGAUGGUGGUGCUUGA